AGCCGCCAUGGACCUGCUGUUCGGGCGCCGCAAGACCCCCGAGGAGCUGCUGCGGCAGAACCAGCGCGCGCUCAACCGCGCCAUGCGCGAGCUGGACCGCGAGCGCCAGAAGCUGGAGACGCAGGAGAAGAAGAUCAUCGCCGACAUCAAGAAGAUGGCCAAGCAGGGCCAGAUGGAUGCCGUCCGUAUUAUGGCCAAAGACCUGGUUCGCACCCGCCGUUACGUUCGCAAGUUUGUGCUGAUGCGGGCUAAUAUCCAGGCCGUGUCCCUCAAGAUCCAGACACUCAAGUCCAACAACUCAAUGGCACAAGCCAUGAAAGGAGUCACCAAGGCCAUGGGCACCAUGAACAGGCAGCUAAAGCUACCCCAGAUCCAGAAGAUCAUGAUGGAGUUUGAACGGCAAGCAGAGAUCAUGGACAUGAAAGAGGAAAUGAUGAACGAUGCUAUUGAUGACGCCAUGGGUGAUGAAGAUGAUGAAGAGGAGAGUGAUGCUGUGGUGUCCCAAGUACUGGAUGAGCUGGGAUUGAGUUUGACAGAUGAGUUAUCAAACCUCCCGUCCACUGGUGGCUCACUCAGUGUGGCCGCAGGUGGGAAAAAAGCAGAAGCUGCAACCUCUGCCCUGGUAGAUGCUGACGCAGACCUGGAGGAAAGGCUCAAGAACCUGCGAAGGGACUAACAGUCCAAACCCCAGGGACCGGUAGAAGUACCAACAUUUUCAUUGUAUAACCCUCUGAUAAUAAAAAAAUUUUAAGAGUU
This is a messenger RNA of Suncus etruscus (white-toothed pygmy shrew), 756 nucleotides long. RefSeq names its product charged multivesicular body protein 2A (gene CHMP2A). Gene Ontology annotation, biological process: endosome transport via multivesicular body sorting pathway; late endosome to vacuole transport; protein transport. Bases 8 to 676 code for a protein of 222 amino acids. Gene Ontology annotation, cellular component: multivesicular body; ESCRT III complex. The transcript is spliced from 5 exons. Lineage: Eukaryota; Metazoa; Chordata; Mammalia; Eulipotyphla; Soricidae. The record is from RefSeq and is a predicted model, not a curated record.